Molecule: messenger RNA, 8717 nt
Organism: Nycticebus coucang (slow loris)
Lineage: Eukaryota; Metazoa; Chordata; Mammalia; Primates; Lorisidae
Gene: ITGAE
Product: integrin subunit alpha E
Exons: 31
Coding region: 40-4287 (1415 amino acids)
Biological process (GO): cell adhesion mediated by integrin; cell-matrix adhesion; integrin-mediated signaling pathway
Cellular component (GO): integrin complex; external side of plasma membrane
Molecular function (GO): integrin binding
Source: RefSeq, a predicted model, not a curated record
CCCACCACAGCUCACACAGCUGCCUCUGCUCCAGCUAGGAUGUGGUGCCUCCACACUCUGCUCUGCGUGGCAAGCCUGGCCUCUGUAAUGGCCUUCAAUGUGGAUGUGGCCUGGCCCUGGGUCACACCCGAGGGAGGGGCACCUUUUGUGCUCAGCUCCCUUCUGCACCAAGAUCCCAGGACCAACCAGACCUGGCUCCUGAUCACCAGUCCUAGAACCAAUAGGACAUCAAGGCCUCUGCAUCGAUGCUCCCUCAUCCAGGACAAAAUCCUUUGCCAACCUGUAGAGCAUGUCCACAUCCCAAAGGGGAGGUACCAGGGAGUAACAGUUGUCCGGAACCACCAUACUGUUCUGGUAUGCAUUCAAGUACCAGCCCGGCAGCCCCACAGCCUCAGCUCAGAACUCACAGGCACCUGUAGCCUAUUGGAUCCUGAUCUCCAUCUUCAGGCCCAGGCCAACUUUCUUGACCUUGAAAGUAUCUUGGAUCUGGGUAUACAUGUGGAUGGUGGAGCCUGCCACAGGAACAAAGAAGGCAGCAUGGGAGAGCAUGAGAUCACUGCCAGGCAGCGCCGGGCUCUGGAGGAGCCAGAGGAAGAAGAGGAGGAAGAGGAUGAAACUGGCACUGAGAUUGCCAUCAUUCUGGAUGGCUCAGGAAGCAUUGAUCCCCCAGAUUUCCAGAGAGCCAAAGACUUCAUCUCCAACAUGAUGAAGAACUUCUAUGAGAAGUGUUUUGAGUGCAGCUUUGCUCUGGUGCAGUAUGGAGAAGUGAUCCAGACCGAGUUUGACCUUCGGGACAGCCAGGAUAUGACGGCCACCCUCGCCAGAGUCCAGAACAUUAUUCAAGUGGGGAAUCUCACCAGGACUGCCUCAGCUAUGCAGCACGUCUUAGACAACAUCUUUACGCCAAGCCAUGGCUCCCGAAAAAAGGCAUCCAAAGUCAUGGUGGUGCUCACUGAUGGUGACAUAUUUGAGGACCCCCUGAACCUCACAACUGUCAUCAAUUCUCCCAAGAUGCAGGGUGUUGAGCGCUUUGCCAUUGGGGUGGGGGAGGCAUUCAGUAAGGCUAAGACGUACAGGGAACUGAAGCUGAUUGCCUCAGACCCAGAUGAGACCCACGCUUUCAAGGUGACCAACUAUUCGGCUCUGGAUGGGCUGCUGAGCAAACUGCAGCACAACAUCAUUCGCAUGGAAGGUGCAGUUGGAGAUGCCCUUCACUACCAGCUGGCACAGGUUGGCUUCAGUGCCCAGAUCCUGGACAAGGGGCAGGUGCUGCUCGGUGCCGUAGGGGCCUUUGACUGGUCUGGGGGAGCGCUGCUUUACAACACUUACACUGGCCAGGGCCGCUUCCUGAACCAGACUGCAGUGGCAGGCGCUGAGGCUGCGCAGUACGGCUACCUGGGUUAUGCUGUGGCUGUGCUGCACAAGGCCUGUGGCCUCUCCUACGUUGCGGGGGCUCCACGGCACAAGCAACGUGGGGCAGUGUUUGAGCUCCAGAAGGAGAGCGGUGAGGCCAGCUUCCUGCCAACGCUGGAGGGAGAGCAGAUGGGGUCCUAUUUUGGCUCUGAGCUGUGCCCUGUGGAUAUUGACAUGGAUGGGACCACGGACUUCCUACUGGUGGCUGCUCCAUUUUACCACAUCCACAGAGAAGAAGGCAGAGUCUAUGUGUACCGUCUGAAUGAGCAGGAUGGUUCCUUCUCCUUGGCACACACGCUGAGUGGGCACCCUGGGUUCAUUGAUGCCCGCUUUGGCUUUGCCAUGGCAACUGUGGGGGACAUCAGUCAGGACCAGCUCACAGAUGUUGCCAUUGGGGCCCCUCUGGAGGGUUUUGGGGCAGAUGAUGGUGCCAGCUUCGGCAGCGUGUACAUCUACAACGGACGCUGGGGUGGCCUGUCUGCCAGCCCCUCACAGAGGAUCCAAGCCUCAACAGUGUCCCCAGGACUUUAUUACUUUGGCACAUCCGUGGCUGGUGGCUUAGACUUCAGUGGUGACGGCCUUCCUGACAUCACUGUGGGCACGCUGGGCAGGGCAGCUGUGCUGCGCUCACAACCUGUGGUUCGCCUGUGGGUGUCCAUGACCUUCACCCCCCGUGCACUGCCCAUUGGUUUCAACAGCAGUGUGAAUGUACAUUUGUGUUUUGAAGUCAGCUCUGCAACCACAGCCACUGAGUCAGGCCUCAGAGAGACAUCUCUCAACUUCACGUUGGACGUAGAUGUGGGGAAGAAGAGGAAAAGGCUGCAGUGUUCAGAUAUGAAAGCCUGCCUGAGCUCCCUCCGGGAGUGGAGCAGUGGGUCCCAUCUCUGUGAGCACCUCCUGCUUGUGCGCACAGAGGGAGAGCUCUGUGAGGAGGACUGCUUCUCUAACAUCAGCAUCAAGGUCAGCUACCAACUCCAGACCCCCAAGGGAAGGAGGGGCCAUCCCCGCCCCAUCUUGGACCAGUACACUGAGCCCUCUGCCAUCUUCCAGCUGCCCUAUGAGAAGGACUGCAAGAAUAAGCUGUUUUGUGUUGCUGAGCUACAGCUGGCUACUACCAUCUCUCAGCAGGAAUUGGUGGUGGGUCUCACAAAGGAGCUGACCAUGAACAUUAACCUAACUAAUGCUGGGGAAGAUUCCUACAUGACAAGCAUGGCUCUGAAUUACCCCAGAAACUUACAGUUCAAGAGGAUACAAAAGCCUCCCUCUCCAAACGUCCAGUGUGAUGACCCUCAGCUGGUUGCUUCCAUCCUGGUCAUGAACUGCAAGAUUGGUCACCCCAUACUCAAGCAGUCAUCUGCAAAUGUUUCAGUAGUUUGGCAGCUAGAGGAGAAUACCUUUCCAAACAGGACUGCAGACAUCACUGUGACUGUGACCAAUUCUAAUGAGAGAAGGUCUUUGGCCAGAGAGACCCACAGCCUUCAAUUCAGACAUGCCUUUACUGCAGUUCUUUCUAAACCAUUAGUAAUGUACAUGAACACAAGCCAGAAGCUUUCGGAACACAAAGAAUUCCCCAUCACUAUACAUGGGGAAAAUCUCUUUGGAGCUGAAUUUCAGUUGCAAAUCUGUGUUCCAGUGAAAUUAUUAGGUCUCCAGAUUGUGAAAGUGAAGAACCUUAUGAAGACUCAGGGACUCGGCGCCCGGCGAGGCCGGGGAGCUGAACAGGGAGGCACUGGUGCCCAGCUCGUGGCCGUCUGCGGACCAGCUGCACACGCUGAGGUCCGGACUGAGGUGGUCCGGGCUGCGGCUGGAGAAGGGCAGCGAUCCCAACUGGCCGUAGGGUGUGCUGCACUUCUGCGGGGGCCGAGGUCGCGGACUCGGGCUUCUUGGGCUCACGAUCAGAUUGGACCGAAGUCUCAGCCUCAGACGUCUUGGGGUUCCGGGCAGGCUCGGCUGGUCUUUGGGGACUCGGCCACCAGGGCGCGUCCGCCGUCUACGGACCGGGCUGCCAGGGAAGUCCGGGUCGGCAGGAUCGUCGGAAACGACAGACUGCGAGAGGCUGCCGCUGCUGGUCUCGCUGCUGCUAAAGAAACGCUUCUGGUCCUGCGGCGGGAACCACUGCGCGGCUUCCCUCACCGGGUGCCGCCGCGGCCUACCGCUGCCCGCAGCCCCGUACGUUCGGAAGAGCCGACUGCCUGGUCGCGGGAGUGGAGCCGCCAUGGCUGGCACCCGCCAAGCAGUUCAAACGCAAGCACCGCGAGACUUGCGCGCAAGGCGUACGCCCCCCACCUCCGUUCGCUGGGUCCUAGCGCCCGGCCGUACGCAUGCGCGUCUCGCAGUGGUCGCUUGGGCGCCGGAAGCGGGGCAAAAAACCCUGGCGGUUUAGUUUGCUCAAGUUGGUCGGGGGAAUACCUCUCGUUUCAGACCCAUACUGUGUGCACCCGGAGAGAGGCGCUCACUUGUGGGAACAGUCCGGUUCGGCAUGUGGAAGAAUGGCAUUCGGUGAACUGUACCAUCGCUUCAGAUAAAGAAAAUGUAACCGUGGCUGCAGAGAUCACCUUGGAUCAUGCUAAGCAGUUACUCAGAGAUAUAACUGAAUUGCAGAUCCUUGGUGAAAUAACUUUCAACAGUAGUUUGUAUGAGGGGCUGAAUGCAGAGAACCACAGAACUAAGAUCACUGUCAUCUUCCUGAAAGAUGAAGAGUACCGUUCUUUGCCUGUGAUCAUUGGAAGCAGUGUUGGUGGCCUUCUGGUUUUGAUUGUGAUCAUAGUUAUCCUGUUCAAGUGUGGCUUUUUUAGAAGAAAAUAUAAACAACUCAACUUGGAGAGCAUAAGGAAGGCCCAGAUGAAAUCAGAGGAUCUGCUCAUAGAAGAUUAGUUGCUGCUUCCUCCGCCCCUGGGAGAGACUGUCAACCAGUCCUUGAUAGUCUGGAAACUUGGUGUCCUUGUGCUGAUGAUGACUUUUUCUUCUAGGAUGAUCUAGAGCACUGUCACACAAAUUGUAUAAUUUUUUUUUUUUUUUUUAACUGUACCUUGUGCCAAAGGUGCAUUGUGCAAAAAAUAAACUCGGGAAACAUUGGGUAUUAAAUACAAUUAAACUGUUUUCUUUGUAGUAGUGCUUUUAAUAUGUAGAUAUAAUGUUCUUCAUAAUUUGUACUAAAUUUUGAUGUCUGAUAGAACAAGUUUUUAUUCUUUAGAGAAAUUAUUGAUUCUGUUUUUUCAGAUAAUUCUAGGUAUCAGUUUUUCAGAUUUCCAAAAGAAACCCGUGGGGAUUUUCAUUUAAAUGUACAGGUUGAAAGGCUGGGUGUGGUGGCUCGUGCCUGUAAUCCCAGCACUUUGGGAGGCUGAGAUGGGUGGAUUGCUUGAGCUCAUGAGUUCUAGACCAGCCUGAGCAAGAGUAAGACCCCAUCUCUAAAAAGUAGCCGGAUAUUGUAGCAGGCGCCUAUAGUCCCAGCUACUUGGGAGGCUGAGGCAAGAGGAUCGCAUUGCUUGAGCCCAGGAGUUUGAGGUUGCUGUGAGCUGUGAUAGCACAGUACUUUACUGGGGGCAAGAAAGUGAGACUCUGCCUCAAAAAUAAAUAAAAGUACAGGUUGAGUUGGGAACAUCAUAUCUUUAUAGUAUUGUCUUCCUACUUAGAAAUAAGACAUUUCUCCACUUGCUGAGUUGUUAAAAACAUUCUGCAACAAGAUUUUAUAAUCCUCAAAGGGGUCUUAAUUUAUGAAGACUUAUUUCCAGCUAUAUAAUAUUUUUUUGUUGUUACUGUGAAAAAAAAGUCUUUCCUUUUGAUUGAUUAGAAUUUGUAUUUAGAAUAAUUGUUUUGAAUAUUUUAUCUGGUCAUCUUACUGAAUGAACUCUGUUUUUUAAUAGCUUCUCAGUUAAUGCUCUUGGUCUUUCUUUUGUUUUUUUUUUUUUUUGCAGUUUUUGGCCGGGGCUGGGUUUGAACCCACCACCUCUGGCAUAUGGGGUCAGCGCCUUACUCCUUUGAGCCACAGGCGCUGCCCCUGCUCUUGGUCUUUCUAAGGAGACAGUCCUCUCUGCAAAGAGUGGUAAUUUGGAGUCUUUCUGAUAAUUUGUACUUUUUUCACCAUUACUUCCUUUACUAGGACUUCUAGAGCACUGAGAAGUCAACUCUGUGUCUGACUCUAAUGGGUAUGCUUUUGAUGCUGUCCACUGCCUGCCUCACCUCUGCCUUUGACCCUGACUUCUUCCACUCUGCCUUUGGGCAGUUUCUGAGGUGUGGUUGCAGAAGCCCAGCCCUUGCUCUGGAGCCCCUUAUUUUGCCUGUGUGAAAUCACCAGGCUGCUUGGCACAAUCAGCUUUUCUUUUGGUCAGAUUCCAUCUUCUUCAUUCAGAAAUUCCUAUUUUGGUCCCUUUAUGAUACUGUUCUCUGUUUUCCAAUGCUGCCAUAGGUUUUCUCUCCCUUCUUUCUAAUCUGGGUUGUUUCAGUGGGAUUUGCCUGUGAAAGAAAAUAAAGAGGUAAGUUUUCUUAGUUAUUUUCCUUUUGGAGCUCGGGAGUUGUGCCCAGGAUUUCAAUAUAAUAGGUGACUUGCAGCCCUUGCUUUUAUACCUUUUCUUAGUUGCAAAUAAGACCCCACUCCCACUGUGACAGUGAAGCCUUAUAGUGACCAUCUGUGACCUACUGACUGAAUUGUGCUGAUCUGACUGGCAUUAGAUCAGUUCAAUGUGGUUGUAAUCAGGAGACUAUAUAAGGGAUCAGUCAGUGAGGAGGAAGAGACUUAUGCUGUUGGUUGGGUCGAGAUCUUGUCUUUUUUCUAAAAGAUGCCUUUCUGGUGCCAGGCCUUUCCAAUUUCCUAAUCACCUUUCUAUCCCUGGAAAUGGAGUUCUAAAGCUUGCAUGGAUCCAAGGACAGUGAGUCAUGUUGCAGGGCCCCUCUCCUGCCCAGAAAAAGACUAAGAUGGUAUUAGCAGCGAGGGGAAAAGGACCCCUUACUGAAGGGGCAUGGUUCUCAGCACCCCAGAAAGGUGGCUUUGUCUCAUAUAUGCUCCUUGUGGUACGAGAACCUAAGACGGGAAAAUUCCAUUUUUGUCUAUAAGCGAGAUGUGGGGAUUAAUUCCUCCCUGCUUGCUAAAGCAGCAGAGACGCAGGGGUUAAUUCUUCCCUGCUAGCUGAAAAGGCCUUGAGAUAUGAUUCCCUGAAGUCCGGCAAGGUCUAGCUGGAGAUUUAGCACCAGUCUGGAGCUGAACUACUACUCUUCACUCCCUAACUUCAAAUUACACAAAAGCUUCAUUUAACUUGUUAGGGAGGUGGUGGACAAACAGAAACAGACAACCUGGUGUCCUUGUAGUUUAUCUUCAAGUUAUAUGCUCCAGACUUAGAAAUGACGUGUAGGUGCUUUGCAACAUUUAUGCUGAAGAGAACUUUUUUAUACUAGUCUCAAUUAAUGCUUUUGUUCUUUAUUCUUGCUUAUUCUUAUCUGAUGAGUUUGAAUAUAUAAUACAGUGAAUAAAAAUAAACGGGGCUGUAGGCCUGAGUGAGUCUCAGUCGUCCCUUAAUUAAUCAUUCCGUCUGCAGUGAUAUCUCUGUGUCGUUGAAUGGGCUGGUGGACAGCAACACCUUACAGUUUCUCUGUUUUCAUUUCCCCCGAUAGAGGCUCAUGAGUACAGUUUUAAAUAAUCUUUUUUUCUUGUGACAGCAUCUGAAUUUUGGAUUUGGUUAUUGGAGGGAUGAAAUCAAGUAGAUGUGAAACCCUUAAUUAGUCACACAAGUAAAACUUAAUUAGCUUGUGAGAAAAGAGUGCUCUGCAUGGCUGAGCCCAGCAGUCCUUUUUUUUUUUUUUUCUGGAGACGGAGUCUCACUAUGUCACGCUUGGUAGAGUGCCAUGGCCUCACAGCAACCUCAAACUCUUGGGCUUAAGUGAUUCUCUUGCUUCAGACUCCAAAGUAACUGGGACUACAGGUGCCUGCCACAAUGCCUGGCUAUUUCUUUGGUUGCAGUUGUCAUUGUUGCUGUAGCUGGCCAGGUUCAAAUGCGCCAGGCCUGGUGUACGUGGCUGGUGUCCUACCCUCUGAGGUACAGGCACCGCCUGAGCCCAGCAGUCGUAAAUGAUCUGCAAUAGUGCAUUGCUAUCUCAUACCCUUACAAGGAAGAGCAUUUGGAUAAGAUUUUCUGGGUCUUAUAGCCAUAAUUGUGCCAAAAGUUUGCCAUUACUUGAACUAAGAAAGGAUUUAGUAAAUGCAAUCAAGGAAAACUUACGAUCACUUCGGAGGGUGCACCUAAAUGGACAAGACCCAGCUUAAUUUGGCAAUUGGUUUUUGAUGAAUAGAAAGACAUUUUGUAAGGUAAAUAAUGUGUAGAAACACUGUCAUCGUGAAAUUAGCAUACAAAGUGAAAAUUUGCCUUUGUUACCACUUUGCCUCAUUCAGUGCUCCUCCUUAGAAGCUGAAGUGACCUAGUUUAGCAUGUCCCCUUCUGGGCCAUUUUCUGUAUAUCUGUAGUCAUAUAUAUUAAUAUGCAAGAACGUAGGUUUUUUUUUUUUCCCCCAUAAAUAAGAUUGUAUAUCCUGCCAUUUGUGAUAAUUUGUGACAAUCUUCAAGAAGAAGCUAAAUACUGCUGCUAAAUGCUGGGGAUGGGGUGGGGAAUGGAGAGAGGUGGUAUUUUGGUAAAUGUAAUCUUUGGGGGAAUUAAUGACUUAAAUCUGUAUAGCUCUUUACAUUUGUAAAGAAGCCCUUUUAGCUUUUUCCAAGAGUGGAAUUAAAGACAUUUUUGUGGCUGGUCACAGUGGCUCACGCCUGUAAUCCCAGCCCUCGGGAAGGCCGAGAUUGGUGGAUUGCCUGAGCUCAGGAGUUCAAGACUAGCCGGAGGAAGAGUGAGACCCCAUCUCUACUAAAAAUAGAAAAACUAGCUGGGCGCGCUGGCGAGUGCCUGUAGUCCCAGCUACUUGGGAGGCUAAGGCAGGAGGAUCGCUUGCACCUAGCAGUUUCAGAUUGCUGUGAGCUGUGACAGCACAGCACUCUAUCCAGGGAGACAGAGUGAGACUGUGUCUCAAAAAAAGAAUAAAGAAGCAUGUGUCCUACAGACGCUUUGUGCUUCCAUAGCUGAUCUUUUUUUUUGAGACAGAGCCACAAGCUGUCACCCUGGGUAGAGUGCAGUGCCAUCACAGCUCACAGCAAACUCCAACCCCUGGGCUCAAGCGAUUCUGCCUCCGCCUCCCAAGUAGCUGGGACUACAGGUGCCCGCCACAGUGCUCGGCUAUGUUUUUUUUUGGUUGCAGCCAUCAUUGUUUGGCAGGCCCGAGCUGGAUUUGAACCCGCCAGCUCAGGUGUAUGUGGCUGGCGCCUUAGCCACUUG